GGGCAGAGGACAGGGGUCAAUGCUGGCAGGAUAGACGAUAGGGGUCACUGCUGGCAGGGCAGAGGACAGGGGUCAUUGCUGGCAGGGCAAAAGACAUGGGUCAUUGCUGGCAGGGCAAAAGACAGGGGUCACUGCUGGCAGGGCCGAGGACAGAGGUCACUGCUGGCAAGGCAGAAGACAGGGGUCACUGCUGGCAAGACAGAAGACAGGGGUCACUGCACAGGGCUGGAUCUAGCCUGUCUGAUGGGGGCAGAGGACGGGGUCAAUGCUGGCAGGAUAGACGAUAGGGGUCACUAAUGGCAGGGCAGAGGACAGGGGUCAUUGCUGGCAAGGCAAAAGACAUGG
Messenger RNA from Staurois parvus, 345 nucleotides. Lineage: Eukaryota; Metazoa; Chordata; Amphibia; Anura; Ranidae. The record is from the annotation of a GenBank genome assembly.